Molecule: messenger RNA, 1902 nt
Organism: Octopus bimaculoides (California two-spot octopus)
Lineage: Eukaryota; Metazoa; Mollusca; Cephalopoda; Octopoda; Octopodidae
Product: PRKCA-binding protein
Biological process (GO): receptor clustering; regulation of Arp2/3 complex-mediated actin nucleation; dendritic spine maintenance
Cellular component (GO): trans-Golgi network membrane; postsynaptic density; synaptic vesicle
Molecular function (GO): protein domain specific binding; protein kinase C binding; phospholipid binding
Source: RefSeq, a predicted model, not a curated record
GAACACUAAUAACAGCUGUUACUUCAGUUUUUAUAUCCUAUUUUGCCUGUCGGUCUAAAAACCUAUUUUUGUCAAAUCAGUGAAUAAUUUGGUCUCUGAACAUACUGUAUAAAAUAUAAAUAUAUUCCCCUUUCUGUUUUUAUUUACUAAUCAACAUGAUAUUGUUCUCACUAACUUCUUGAUCAAGACAAAAAACAAAAACGCGCAAAAACAAAGUAGAAUUCUAGAGUGAAAUAGGAAAAAGAAAAUCUCUCCUAUUGUGUGUCACUGUUUGCUGAGUGAGGAAUUGCAGAUUUUGUGACUUUUUUUUUUUUUUUUUCACAUUUGGACCUAAAAUACAUGACAUACAACCAAGGACACUUUUAUUACCAGGUAUCCAGGAUGAACAUUGACGAUUAUUUCAGUGAUAAAAACAAACAUAUUCAAUUGCCAUGGGAAGAUACAUGGGGUAUGACUGUGAGUUCUGGUUCUGUGACGCUCCAGAAAGAUGCCCAAAAUCUCAUUGGAAUUAGUAUUGGUGGAGGUGCACCUCUGUGUCCUUGUCUCUAUGUGGUCCAAGUGUUUGACAACACUCCUGCAGCAAAGGAUGGCCAGUUAGCUUCGGGUGAUGAAAUUGUUGGCGUCAAUGGACAGACUGUUAAAGGAAAAACCAAAGUUGAAGUCGCCAAAAUGAUUCAAGCCAUCAAGGGAGAAGUCACAGUUCAUUUCAAUAAACUUCAUGCUGACCCAAAACAAGGGAAAUCAUUGGACAUAGUAUUGAAAAAGGUCAAGCAUCGUUUUGUGGAAAAUAUGAACUCCAACACAGCAGAUGCUUUAGGGUUAAGUCGAGCCAUCUUAUGCAAUGAUGGGCUUGUUAAGAAACUGGAAGAACUAGAAAAAACUGCUGAGAUGUACUGUGGCUUGAUUGAACAUGCUAAAAGGCUAUUGAAAGCAACAUUUGAACUAUCUCAGUCAUAUAAAACCUUUGGAGAUGUCUUUGUUGGCAUUGGAGUGAGGGAGCCUCAGCCCAGAGCCAGUGAGGCAUUUUCAAAAUUUGGUGAAGCUCACCGUGACAUGGAGAAGUUUGCAAUAAAAAUGAUACGAACAGUCAAACCUAUGAUUUGUGACUUACACACCUUUCUCAACAAGGCAGUACCAGAUACUCGUCUUACAAUCAAGAAGUAUCUAGACUCUAAAUUUGAAUAUUUGUCAUACUGUCUUAAGCUGAAAGAAAUGGAUGAUGAAGAAUACAGUUACGCUGCUCUUCAAGAACCACUUUACCGAGUUGAAACUGGCAAUUAUGAAUAUAGAUUGAUCCUGAGAUGUCGCCAAGAUGCUAGGACACGUUUUGCUAAAAUGCGCUCAGAUGUUUUGGUCAAGAUAGAAUUAUUGGAUCAGAAACAUGUGCAAGACAUUGUAUUUCAACUGCAGCGAUUUGUAUCAGCCAUGUCUAAAUAUCACAGUGACUGCCAUUCAGUAAUGAAAGAAGCUGUAGUUUUCCCAAUUGAAGUUGAUUUAUCUCGCAGCACUCUGACAUAUGACCAUUCCAAUGACUUUAACGAUGAUGAUGGAGAUGAAAUUGAAGAAGGUGAAGAAGCAAUGGCAGAUAGAUUGAACACUGAGCCUGUUGACAACAAUACUGGCCUAAUUGACCUCAUGACUGCUGACUAAUCAGCAAAUUUUUCCCUGUAUCUUUUAAAAAAUUUUAAUAUAUUAUGAAGGCCUAAUUUUUAGUUGUUAUUGUUGUACAUAUUUAUACAACAAAACAGAAGUUAAUUCAGUAUGAAUUAAAUAUUUAAGUAUUUGUAUAGUUUGUGUCCAAAAUGACACUAAGAUUUUGUGAUAUUAUUUCUUUGUUGAGACACUACAAAUUUAUAUGAAUCAUUAAAGAAAAAAUAAAUGUUUGAAAAAAUUUAUUUAAAA